AUGGCAGAUGGACUGUUGGAGUCUGCUCCGGUGAUGAAUGACAUUCGAUACUUUGGGCCUCCGCUUGACAUUGCAGCCUCCGCCGCAGGGGUGGUCGGAGGCUUCCCUUGUCAGGGAAUCAGCAAAUCGGGAAAACAAUUGGGUCUUCAAGACCCACGCAGUGCAUUGAUCAAAUCCGUGUUCGACGUCAUAGAUUCCUGUCCAUAUUUGCAACUCAGUGCCCAAUUGGAUGCUAGAAGUGGAAGCUGCUUUGGAAACGCACAGCUCACAGACCCAUACUUUAUUUCAGGACAUUUGCUAUUUUGGAGAACGUUGCGGCCUUGCUCAGCUCCAAAUUGCGUAGUAUGUGGACCUACAUCUUGA
This is a messenger RNA of Durusdinium trenchii, 363 nucleotides long. Lineage: Eukaryota; Dinophyceae; Suessiales; Symbiodiniaceae. The record is from the annotation of a GenBank genome assembly.